AUGAGAGUUGUUUUACAAAAAGUUAAAAAUGCAUCAGUCACAGUUGAUAAUAAAAUAAUCUCAUCUAUCGGAAAUGGAUUAAUGUUAUUAGUAGGUAUAUCAACUACAGAUACAAUAGAAGAUGUAACAAAAUUAAGUAAAAAAAUCCUAUCCAUUAGAGUAUUUGAAGAUAUAACAAAAGAAUCAAAUACAAAUACAGAGUGGGUAGGUAAACCAUGGAGUAAAAAUAUAAAAGAUGUAAAUGGAGAAAUACUUUCAGUUUCACAAUUUACAUUAUAUGGAACUUUAAAAAAGGGUAAUAAACCUGAUUUUCAUAAAGCUGCAAAGGGAGAUAUAGCAAUUGAAUUAUAUAAUUUAUUUUUAAAUCAAUUAAAAGAAGGUUUAGGAGAAGAGAAAGUUAAAGAUGGUGAAUUUGGAGCUAUGAUGGAAGUAAAUUUACAGAAUACAGGUCCUGUUACUUUAGUUUGGGAUACUCAAGAUACUACGUUGUAG
Lodderomyces pseudojiufengensis is the source of this 492-nucleotide messenger RNA. RefSeq names its product D-aminoacyl-tRNA deacylase. The record is from RefSeq and is a predicted model, not a curated record. Gene Ontology annotation, molecular function: D-tyrosyl-tRNA(Tyr) deacylase activity. Gene Ontology annotation, biological process: tRNA metabolic process. The transcript has 2 exons. Bases 1 to 492 code for a protein of 163 amino acids. Gene Ontology annotation, cellular component: cytoplasm. NCBI's taxonomy places the organism in Eukaryota, Fungi, Ascomycota, Pichiomycetes, Serinales, Debaryomycetaceae.